AUGAGUUGCCCAUUUAAUGAUGAACAAUUACUACAACUCAAAGCCUUCGUAGAAUUAUGCAGAACGAAACCUCAAAUUCUUCAACACCCAAAGUUAUCUUUCUUCAAAGAUUAUUUAACAUCACUUGGUGUAAUGAUUCCUUCGGCCACUUUUGAACAUAAAACUUUCUCUGCCUCAGGUGACAGCAACUCUGCUAAUGCUACUGCAGGAACUACUGCAGCAGCGUCUUCUGAAGAAGAUACAGAACCUGAAUCAGAUGUAGAGCUUGAUAUGGAAGGAGUCAUAUCUGACACCUCUGAUGCUAAUCAAGAUAUGGGUGAUGAAUCUAAGGAAGUGUCAGAUGAAGAUCGUGACGAAUCUGAUGAGAAAAGAUCAGAAGCUAUGAGAGCCUUUUCUGAGCAAAAAUUUGAUGAAGCCAUUGCAUUGUACACAGAGGCUAUAAAACUGAACCCACAAAGUGCUUUACUUUUUGCUAAAAGAGGACAGGUGUUCCUAAAACAAAAUAAACUUCAUGCUUGUAUUAAAGAUUGCACUCGUGCCUUGGAACUAAAUUGUGACAGUGCAGCCGCAUACAAAUUCAGAGGACGCGCUUUUAGACUUUUGGGCAAGUUUGAAGAUGCAUCUCACGAUCUCUGUGAAUCUCUUAAGAUUGACUACGAUGACCAAGCAAACGAAUGGCUGAGUGAAGUGAAGCCGAACGCUGAGAAACUUCGUCAGCACAGACUCAUUGCACAACGUAAGAAAGAAGAAAAAGAUCAUCGCGAGAAAAUCCGUCGAGCGCGUAAAGCGCAAGAGGCGCAUGCAAAAGCGGCCAAGGAACAAGGACCUAUGCCAGACUUCUCAUCCGGAGGAAUGCCUGGAGGAAUGCCUGGGGGUUUCCCCGGUAUGGGAGCAUUCAACUCGCAAGACUUCAUGAAACUACUGUCUGAUCCAGAAAUUUUAGCUGCUUUCAAAGAUCCGGAAAUAUCUAAUGCCUUUUACGACGUGUCUUCAAAUCCGGCCAAUUUUAUCAAGUACCAGAAUAAUCCAAAAAUAGCUGCUGCGCUGGAAUUAUUUAACAAGAAAUUUGGAAUUUCUACUGGUGGAUUUGCAGGUUUUGGAAAUGCCUCCCAACCUGGUGCUGGAGCCAAGAAUUCGGAUGACGACGUUGGUUUGGAC
Messenger RNA from Brenthis ino (lesser marbled fritillary), 1158 nucleotides. The record is from the annotation of a GenBank genome assembly. Lineage: Eukaryota; Metazoa; Arthropoda; Insecta; Lepidoptera; Nymphalidae.